Fibroporia radiculosa is the source of this 1593-nucleotide messenger RNA. RefSeq lists its product as uncharacterized. The record is from RefSeq and is a predicted model, not a curated record. Bases 1 to 1593 code for a protein of 530 amino acids. Gene Ontology annotation, biological process: transmembrane transport. Gene Ontology annotation, cellular component: membrane. NCBI's taxonomy places the organism in Eukaryota, Fungi, Basidiomycota, Agaricomycetes, Polyporales, Fibroporiaceae. Gene Ontology annotation, molecular function: transmembrane transporter activity. The transcript has 16 exons.
AUGUCCGAGUUCGAGCCUGCCAGUGUGAGGUCUGGCCUUGAGGAAUACGAGAGGGAAGACGAUGGCAGACCGACGUUCAUGCUGAGCAGGCGAGAGAUGAAGCUGCUAAGUAUCACCGGGGUCGGAUUCUUCCUAGAUGCGUACGACCUGUUCAUCAUCAACCCCGUAUCAACAAUGCUCCAGUACCGCCUGUACGGAGGCGCAGCCCUCCCGGCUGGCUUGCAGGGCCUCCUCAAGGCCAGCGCAAACAUUGGGAGUGUCGUGGGCCAGUUUGGGUUCGGGUAUGCCGCAGAUUACUUUGGUCGAAAGGCUAUAUAUGGAAAGGAGCUUAUGCUCAUCAUCUUCGCCACCAUUAUGUGCAUAUCAGAUCCGACUGGCGACCUCUCACCCUCAGGCUCGCUCAUUUGGCUAUCAGUGUUCCGCAUCAUCCUUGGUAUAGGAAUCGGUGGAGAUUAUCCUAUGUCCGCAUCCGUGACAACAGACCGAGCGAACCUGCGCAGGCGCGGGACGCUGCUAGCGUACAUUUUUGCCAACCAGGGCUGGGGCUCCCUGAUUGGAAGCUUGAUGGUCAUCGUUGUCCUCGCAUGCUACAAGCACGUCAUGGAGACUGAGGGCGAGACGAGCAAGGUCGAUGGAGUGUGGAGAAUCCUGGUCGGACUCUCGCUCGUCCCUGCAUUCGGAACGCUCUACCAGCGGCUAACGUUGCCAGAGUCCCAAAAAUACCAAGCAGCGAAGAAGGGCGCAGAUCUCGAAGCAGAUUCGAUAGAGGAACUCAAGAAAAAGGCUGACGCCGAUCCCGCAGUGUCCGAAAGUGUGCAGCCCGUCGAUAGCUCCCCACCCUUGUCCACAACCGCGUCGGAGACGCAGUCUAGUGUCCACGAAAAGGCCCAUUCCCCACAGCCUAAACGCGCAUACUGGGCCGAGUACGUGCAGUAUUUCUCCGAGUGGCGACAUUUCAAGAUUCUCCUCGGGACAUGCUCCUGCUGGUUCCUGCUCGACAUUGCAUUCUACGGCAUCAACCUGAACCAGAACGUCGUCCUAGAGCAAAUCGGCUUCGCCGGAAACUCAGGCUCACCGUGGACACGUCUUUUCAAGAUCGGCAUUGGCAAUCUCAUCAUCACCGGGCUUGGUUUUCUACCUGGGUACUAUGUGACCAUAUUGACAAUCGAAAAGCUUGGCCGCAAAUGGAUCCAGAUCCAGGGCUUCCUCCUCGCGGCUCUCUUUCUGGGCAUUCUCGCUGGCAUGUUCCAUACGCUGAGCACGGCCGCGUUCAUAGUAAACUUUGCUCUUCUCCAGUUCUUCUUCAACUUCGGUGCCAACGCAACAACAUAUUGUUAUCCUGCCGAAGUGUUCCCUACACGCUUCCGUGCGUCGGCACACGGAAUGUCUGCUGCGUGCGGCAAAGCGGGGGCGAUCAUCUCUGCUCUCGCAUUCAACUCGCUCAGCGAGUCGAUAGGCACACCCGCCGUCCUCUGGAUCUUCUUUGGCUGCUGCAUUGCAGGUGCAGUAUGCAGCUUGCUUCUCCCCGAAGUGCGCAACCGCGACCCAGAUCUUGUCUAUGCGCAAGAGGAGCGCGAGAGGCGUCAAAACUAG